Molecule: messenger RNA, 300 nt
Organism: Rotaria sordida
Lineage: Eukaryota; Metazoa; Rotifera; Eurotatoria; Philodinida; Philodinidae
Source: the annotation of a GenBank genome assembly
AUGUCAAAUGAACUUAAUUCAAAUCAAUUGCAAGCAGCUGGUGAACUUGAAAUCGAAAUGAUGCAAGAUCUUUAUAAACGAAUGACAACGGCUUGUCAUAAAAAAUGUGUUAUUCCAAGAUAUAAAGAUUCGGAAUUGACCAAAGGUGAAUCUGUUUGUAUUGAUCGAUGUGUUGCCAAAUAUAUGGAUGUUCAUGAUCGUAUUGGUAAACAUUUGACAACAAUGACAUUACAACAACAACCAUCGUUACAAACUCAACAAGCCAAUGAUCCAUCACGUGUUGUUGGAUCAUAUAAAUAA